Molecule: messenger RNA, 1863 nt
Organism: Saccharomyces cerevisiae S288C
Lineage: Eukaryota; Fungi; Ascomycota; Saccharomycetes; Saccharomycetales; Saccharomycetaceae
Gene: RTK1
Product: putative serine/threonine protein kinase RTK1
Exons: 1
Coding region: 1-1863 (620 amino acids)
Molecular function (GO): ATP binding; protein serine/threonine kinase activity; protein kinase activity
Source: RefSeq, marked reviewed
AUGGUUAAGGAAACUCCAUUACACUCAUCUUCAUCAACUUCGCUGUCUUCAUUAUUUAGGCCAACUAAGUUGAAGAAUUUAUCGGCUAAAAUAUUCAAUGGAGGUGGUAACCAAUCAUACUCAAAGACAGAUGAUGUUUCAAGGUCUUCUUCUAGAUCUUCAAAAAAGAAUACAGAUUCUGACCAAGAGGAUCAAAUAAAGUAUAACAAACCCAACGACCGAAGAUCUACCAUAGGAAAGAGCCCCCAGGGAAAUGGCGCGUUGUCAAAGGAGUCACACGUAGUAGCAAGUUCUACUUUGACAGGUAUUUCUCCUACUUCAGCUAAAAAAGCUCCUAUUGACUACUCUCCUUCACGGCCCUUACCUAACAAUCAUAAUCCCGUUCGUACGGGACACACUGUGCCCCACUUACCCCAUAGUAUUCACAAUCCAAUAAACUACAUUCAUCAAGGCUCAAAAGAUGCUUUCCACCAUCCUCACCCCGUUCGCUCUACAGCUCAUAGCAACAUUUCUACAGUGUCUUCUGCAAAAUCUGAUACACCCUCUUCGAAUUUAUCAUACCAGGCACAUAUGCAUCCCGUAGAGAUACUACAGAAACAGAUUGAAGACAAACACUUCAUGGACUCUCAAGCCUCCACCCCUGGGUCCGUGGAACUACAGCAUAAUUCUUCAAGCGGUAGUGAUGAUACCUCAUCAAGAAAGAAAAAAUCCUUGAGAUUAACAAGAUUUUUCAAAAAAAUUCAUAAUGAUUAUCACGAUAACCAUCAUCAUCACCACCAUCACAACCGUGGAUCCACCCCUACAAAACCGAAGCUCAAUUUGAACACCAAUGAAAAUAUAGUAGAAAGUAACGGAAAAGCGUUAUACGAAACAGAUAACCCAGUGGAGCUAUUAGAAAAAUAUGGUAUUCCUGGUAGAAAAUUAGGCGAAGGAGCUUCCGGUUCAGUGUCCGUAGUAGAAAGAACAGACGGCAAGUUAUUUGCUUGCAAAAUGUUCAGAAAACCACACUUAAACAAUGAAGGAACUAAUCAGUCUCAAUUAGCUAAUUAUUCUAAGAAGGUUACCACUGAAUUUUGUAUUGGUUCCACGCUGCACCACGAAAAUAUCGUUGAAACCCUAGAUAUGUUGACUGAAGGUGACACCUAUUUAUUAGUAAUGGAGUAUGCGCCAUAUGAUUUUUUUAAUCUCGUCAUGAGUAACCUAAUGACACAAGAUGAAGUCAACUGUUACUUCAAGCAGCUGUGCCACGGCGUUAAUUACCUGCACUCUAUGGGCUUAGCUCAUAGGGAUUUAAAAUUGGACAAUUGUGUCGUCACUAAAGAUGGCAUCUUGAAACUGAUUGACUUUGGGAGCGCUGUAGUGUUCCAAUACCCUUACGAAGAUACCAUUGUAAAAUCACAUGGAAUCGUGGGUUCUGACCCUUAUUUGGCUCCUGAGUUAUUGAAACAAACAUCCUACGAUCCAAGAGUAGCAGAUGUGUGGUCUAUCGCUAUUAUAUUUUACUGUAUGGUCCUUAAAAGAUUUCCUUGGAAGGCUCCAAAAAAGAGCUUCAACUCAUUUAGGUUAUUUACUGAGGAACCUGAGGACGAAGAUGAUAUAGUUCGGGGGCCAAAUAAAAUAUUAAGGCUACUGCCAAGACAUUCACGGACAAUAAUAGGCAGAAUGUUGGCUUUAGAACCAAAGCAAAGAGUUUUAAUGAAUGACGUGGUAAAGGAUGAUUGGCUUGUAUCCGUCCCCUCCUGUGAAGUUGACCCUACAUCUGGCGAUUUGGUUGAAAAACCAAAGAAUCAUAAGCAUCACUUGGUCACUGAGGAGGAGUUGAAUGAGCUGACCAAGCAACACGGGAAUAAAGAUUCAAAUUAA